AAAACAGCCUAAGGUAUGAACUCAACUGGAACUCUAGUACGAGACACAUUCAGCACUGCAUUUGCAAAGAAUUUCAUUUUGACUGGAGUGUGGCUGUGCCUGAGCUAUAUCAAUAUUAGCGUGGUGGCAACCUUCUUUAGAAACCAGAUCUUUUAUGAGGAUCCACGCUAUAUUCUCUUCAUUCACAUGGUCAUCAACGAUGCAGUGCAACUGACUGUAACUGUGAGCCUGUUCGUAGUGAGCUACAUUUACUACACUAUCAAUGUAUCUGUCUGCUGUGUCAUUAUUCUUGUGGCUGUCUUUACCACACGCAACACACCUGUAAACCUGGCUGGUAUGGCUGUUGAACGCUACAUUGCCAUUUGUGAGCCUCUACGUCAUGCCCAGAUAUGUACUGUACGGCGCACCUAUAUUCUCAUUGGCUUUAUCUGGUUCAUCUGUAUAGUGCCUGAUAUCACUGACCUCUUUAUAACUCUGGCUACGGAACCCAUCAGCUUCUUCUAUAGUUCUGUAAUGUGUAUGCGCCAGAAUGUCUUCAAAGACCCAGUGCUUCUGUACAAGAGGCAAGCCUUUGAUGCAAUAUACUUCUCUUUAGUAUUCCUCACACUAGUCUAUACAUACCUGAAGGUUCUGUUUGCAGCCCGGGCAAUCUCUACUGAGAAAACAUCAGCCCAAAAGGCAAGAAACACUAUUUUGCUUCAUGGAGUUCAACUUCUCAUGUGUAUGCUCUCCUAUAUUUCUCCCAGUGUUGAGGUUGUCCUAAACAUUAUCUUCCCUGGACGUAUCCUGGAAAUCCGUUAUGCCAACUAUCUCAUUGUCUACAUCAUGCCACGUUUUCUAGGUCCAAUCAUAUAUGGAGUCCGAGAUCAAAAGUUCUGCAAGUACCUGAAGAGGUAUUUUAUAAUUGUUCAGUGCAAAUCCAGCACAAGAGUAGACAGCCAAGAGGAAGAUAAUUAAACUAACAUAUUUUGUCAU
This is a messenger RNA of Pangasianodon hypophthalmus (striped catfish), 975 nucleotides long. RefSeq names its product odorant receptor 131-2-like. Gene Ontology annotation, molecular function: G protein-coupled receptor activity. Bases 16 to 957 code for a protein of 313 amino acids. The transcript has a single exon. The record is from RefSeq and is a predicted model, not a curated record. Gene Ontology annotation, biological process: G protein-coupled receptor signaling pathway. Gene Ontology annotation, cellular component: membrane. Lineage: Eukaryota; Metazoa; Chordata; Actinopteri; Siluriformes; Pangasiidae.